ACGGCUUCCACGCAAAAGGUGUGUGUUCUGGCCACAAAUUGGAAACGCAGCUGACUGGGCCUUGGUUCUAAAGACAAGAACAAACCACAUAACGGGUCUGUAUACCUAAUAAUGGAAAACAUCCAAGAGUUGCUCCCAUUCGCCAAAGAGAUGCUGAGUCAGAAGCCGAGCCGGGGGCUGCUGAAGGUCUACCUGGUGGGCUCAGUGUUUGCAGUGCUGGGCACCGUCAUAGGGCUGGUGGAAACCGUGUGUCUGCCCUUCUCCUCUGGAGAAUCAACGGAUGCAGAGGUGCUGCUCAUGUUGGCCCAGGAGCAGAGGACUGUUGAGACAGAGACACAGUGUGUUAUAGGAGCCCAGGAAAUGGAGGAAGAGGAGGACAAGGAGGAGAUGCAAGUGGCUCAUGGAAACGGGGCUUCCAUUGAGAGCACAACCGUCUUGAAAGCUCAAAGAUGCUCCCAGCGAAGCAUUGCCAACAGGCUGCACGCUUCCUAGAGCUACUGGGGCUCCGAUCACGUGACUUGAGAGAUUUAUUACUGAAAUGCUGCUGAUACGCUACUCUGCUGCUUGAGAGAGAUGCCUUCAUGCACUGUUGGAAAUGUUCCACACUACGCCUUCAUGCACGGAGCAUACACGGCCUCAGUGUCGGCCUGGAAGACUUUCUGACCCUGACACUGCUGCUUUGACACCAACUUAGAAGCUUAGAAAUCUUGUCAACAGUAGUAACAGUGUCCAUUCGAUGCAUUAGAGGCAGAGCAAAAAUCAUGUGUUGAAAAUGUGCACAUUUAAAGCAGCGGUAGCCCAUAAAGACAUACACUACCUUUACUAAACGAUGAACGACUUUUUGCAGAGUUCUUCUUUUUACGUUUCCCCUUAAAAAUAAUAAUUAAUUACAAAAUAUAGAGUGGUGAAGAGAACAUAAUGGUGUUGGUGAUGAGCUAGAGCCGUCUAGUGUCUGAAUCCACUCCACUCACAUUGUGCUCAGAGAGACCAACCUUUACUGUAAAUAUUUAGCACUGUACAUAUAAAAGCGGUAGCCCAUAAAGACAUACACUACCUUUACUAAACGAUGAACGACUUUUUGCUAAAAUAUUUUUUUCAUAUCAAUAAAGAUAAUUUUAUUUAUUGGA
Messenger RNA from Betta splendens (Siamese fighting fish), 1127 nucleotides. It is a transcript of the gene g0s2, whose product is annotated as G0/G1 switch 2. NCBI's taxonomy places the organism in Eukaryota, Metazoa, Chordata, Actinopteri, Anabantiformes, Osphronemidae. The transcript is spliced from 2 exons. The coding region runs from base 112 to 492 and encodes 126 amino acids. The record is from RefSeq and is a predicted model, not a curated record.